Symbiodinium necroappetens is the source of this 297-nucleotide messenger RNA. The record is from the annotation of a GenBank genome assembly. Lineage: Eukaryota; Dinophyceae; Suessiales; Symbiodiniaceae.
AUGAACGGAGUGUGGGUGGAAUACGACCCUGACAGUGAUCCCUACGAUCCCCGGACGGCGCCUCUGCUACCACCCAGACCGAUGCACAACCAGGCAGUGUUCAACAUGCGCUUUGACCCGCCCAAGGAGGACGAGCUUUUGGUUCACAGCAUGCUCAGCAGACUAGUGCAGUCCAAGGCUAUUGCUACAAGUGAAGUGCUGCUGUUGAUGCCGAUUUUGCAACACUUCCUGGACAUGACCAGUCCAGGCCGCCGUGGCAACGCACAAGCGCGCGCCGUCGACACCCUCCACGCAUAG